Sphaeroforma arctica JP610 is the source of this 292-nucleotide messenger RNA. RefSeq lists its product as hypothetical. Gene Ontology annotation, molecular function: protein binding. The record is from RefSeq and is a predicted model, not a curated record. Lineage: Eukaryota; Ichthyosporea; Ichthyophonida. The annotation marks the transcript as partial. The transcript has a single exon.
AUGGUGGGCACGCCCAAUAACACACUGUGGGUCUUUGGGGGAACUAGGGAUGCCAAAGAGACCUUAUCGGACUUGUGGGAAUAUACUGUCUCGUCAAAUAUGUGGACACAAUUAGCGGACGCGCCGUUUGCUAUCAGUAGGCAUGUGGCGGAAUUCCGUACGGUCAAAGACACUAUGGUGGCGCUUAUGGGGUACACACCGCAGUUACAAUUCACGUAUGUUAUACUGGAGUAUACGCGCCGUAACGACAGCUGGGUCGAGCAUAAGAAUAUCACCGGUCCGUUGGUCAUUG